Molecule: messenger RNA, 357 nt
Organism: Cyprinodon variegatus (sheepshead minnow)
Lineage: Eukaryota; Metazoa; Chordata; Actinopteri; Cyprinodontiformes; Cyprinodontidae
Product: urotensin-2-like
Exons: 4
Coding region: 1-357 (118 amino acids)
Biological process (GO): blood vessel diameter maintenance; regulation of blood pressure
Cellular component (GO): extracellular region
Molecular function (GO): hormone activity
Source: RefSeq, a predicted model, not a curated record
AUGAAGCGGAGCCAUCUCUUCUCCUGGGCCAUUGUGCUUGUUGCCUCUGGCCGCCUGCUGGCCCAUCCCAUCACAGAAUCUGCUGAAAUACCUUAUUCAGUACCUGCAUCAGUGGAGGAUCGAGUUAUCGGCACGUUGGAUGACGACUCUCUUCCUGAGCAAACGUAUUCCAGUUUUUUAUCCGGGGAACUUACCAGAGAUGGUAUCAGGACGAGUCUGCUGCCAAGAGGUCUCAAAAGAGAGGUCUUACUGGACAAACAAAGUCUUUUGAAACCUUACAGCCAUCUGCUGAGCAUCCGGAAGCAGCUCAGGAAGAGAAAUGGAAAUUCUGAGUGUUUCUGGAAGUACUGUGUCUAG